AUGCAUUUGCUUGUGAACUGCUCCAACUGCCACACACCGCUGCAACUCCCGCCAGGAGCCAAAUCGAUAAGAUGCGCCCUGUGCCAAGCCAUAACCCACAUCGCAGACCCUCGCAGCAUCCCUACUCCUCCUCCCCACCAACCCCAUGAUUACCAUUCUACCUCUGUGCCACCUCCCUCUCCUCCCUCUCCCUACAACCAUGCUCCUCCUGGGCCUCCCCCUACUGUGCACGGUCGCAAGAAGGCGGUGAUAUGCGGCAUAUCGUAUCGGUAUUCCAGGCACGAGCUCAAGGGCUGCAUCAAUGAUGCCAAGUGUAUGCGUUACCUCCUCAUAAACAAAUUCAGUUUCCCUGAAUCCUCCAUCCUCAUGCUUACCGAGGAAGAAACUGAUCCACACAGGUUUCCAACUAAGCAGAACAUAAGGAUGGCAUUCUAUUGGCUUGUACAAGGUUGUCAACCAGGAGAUUCUUUAGUGUUUCACUACUCUGGUCAUGGUUCACGGCAGAGGAAUUAUAAUGGGGAUGAGGUUGAUGGAUUUGAUGAGACCCUAUGUCCCUUAGACUUUGAAUCUCAGGGAAUGAUUGUUGAUGAUGAGAUUAAUGCGGCAAUUGUUAGACCUCUUCCUCGUGGGGUUAAGCUGCAUACAAUUAUUGACGCUUGCCAUAGUGGAACUGUGCUAGAUUUACCAUUCCUCUGCAGAAUGAGCAGGAGUGGGCAGUAUGUAUGGGAGGAUCAUCGCCCGCGAUCUGGGAUUUGGAGGGGGACGAAUGGAGGGGAAGUCAUUUCCUUCAGCGGUUGUGAUGAUGAUCAAACAUCUGCUGAUACUUCCGCUUUAUCGAAGAUCACUUCAACAGGUGCUAUGACAUUCUGUUUCAUUCAAGCAAUUGAGCGUGGACAUGCAACUACAUAUGGGAGCAUACUAAAUUCAAUGCGGAGUACCAUCAGUGGGACGGGUAAUGACCUUGGUGGUGGUCCUGUGACAUCUCUCCUCACCAUGCUUUUGACAGGAGGCAGUCUAAGUGGGGGCUUGAGACAGGAGCCACAGUUAACAGCAUGUGAACCAUUUGAUGUUUAUACAAAGCCCUUUUCCCUAUGAGUUCCUUCUAUAUCUCCAGACUUAUGGUUAAUUUUCAUUAUUUGUUCAGUUAUUCUGUAUAGUUUACCUCUUAAGGUAUUAUUUAUGCCUUUGUUUACUCAAAUAUCUGUAUUGAGGAGAUCCUUUGCCUUUUCACCAAUAA
Messenger RNA from Telopea speciosissima, 1237 nucleotides. Its product is annotated as metacaspase-1. Lineage: Eukaryota; Viridiplantae; Streptophyta; Magnoliopsida; Proteales; Proteaceae. Gene Ontology annotation, biological process: proteolysis. The record is from RefSeq and is a predicted model, not a curated record. Bases 1 to 1095 code for a protein of 364 amino acids. Gene Ontology annotation, molecular function: cysteine-type endopeptidase activity. The transcript has 5 exons.